Vollenhovia emeryi is the source of this 3736-nucleotide messenger RNA. Its product is annotated as puromycin-sensitive aminopeptidase-like protein. Gene Ontology annotation, biological process: peptide catabolic process; proteolysis. Gene Ontology annotation, cellular component: cytoplasm. Gene Ontology annotation, molecular function: metalloaminopeptidase activity; peptide binding; zinc ion binding. The record is from RefSeq and is a predicted model, not a curated record. The coding region runs from base 86 to 2830 and encodes 914 amino acids. Lineage: Eukaryota; Metazoa; Arthropoda; Insecta; Hymenoptera; Formicidae. The transcript has 11 exons.
CUUGCAACAUGCUAAAUCAUAUGCAAGAAAAUCGUUUUGUCUUUUAGAAAUAAGUGUUUAUAAUCGCUGCAGAAGUAAUUACGUUAUGGCAAUCGUCAAAAGUCUAUUGACAAUAUUUCUAUUAUUUGUAAUUAGUAAAGGUGUUCUUCUUCAAGAUAAUGAAACAGUGGAUGAUAAAGCAGUGAAAGCUUCUGAAGAGAAUCAAUUUCGUCUAUCAAACUAUGUCGUACCCAUUCAUUAUGACGUAAAAUUAAUACCUCAUAUUGUAGACAGUAAUUUCACCACUAAUGGCGAAACGAGCAUCGAUAUCGAAGUGCGCGAACCGACGAACACUAUUGCUUUACACGCCGUAAAACUCGCAAUAGACGAAUCGCUGACGAAGAUAACUCGUAAGGGCGUAGACGACGAGAAUUCUAAAUCGGAGUAUGUCCCGAAGCAGCAUGAAUAUAACGAGCAAACACAAAUUCUGACACUACGAUUUGAGGAGUCGCUGGAUGUCGGUACUUAUACGCUGCAUAUUAAUUUCAUAGGCGUGAUACUCCCGCACACGGAGCCACACGGAUUUUACAAAAGUUUCUACAUUGACGACAAAGGAAAUAAGGUAUGGUUAGCAGUAACACAUUUUCAACCAACUUCUGCGCGACAAGCGUUUCCGUGUUGGGACGAGCCUGCCAUAAAAGCAACCUUCAAAUUUUCCAUAAAACACUAUCCUAAUUACACAGCGUUAUCGAAUAUGCCAUCCACGCGAUCGGAAAUUGAUGCAGCUGACGGAAAAUUAUGGACAUACUUCGAGACAACUCCUAUCAUGUCCACCAACUUAUUAGGAUUCGUGAUCGCUGAUUACGAUUAUGUUUCAAAUCUAGACGGUACCAUCAAAAUAUGGGGCCCAAGACACCUUCUGUCUCAUGCUGCAUAUUCUCUCGACAUUAUUGAAAAGGCAACCCAGGAGUUGGAAAAAUUCAUCAAUAGCACCUAUCGUGUGCCGAAAAUGGAUCAUGUUAGCGUUCCACAUUAUUCAAGUAAAGCCACUGAGAACUGGGGCAUGAUUGCCUAUAAACAAAACGUACUUCUUGAAGACGAGAACUUACACUCAAGUACUGAUAAAAUAUGGGAUGUUAUGACAAUUACUCAUGAAUUAGCGCAUCAAUGGUACGGAAAUUUAGUCAGCCCAAUUUGGUGGAAGUAUCUUUGGUUGAGCGAAGGCAUAUCAACUUAUCUGAAAUAUUUUAUUACUGACAAGUUUCUCAAAGAAAAGCAAUUGAUGAAUUUUAUCAUAGUAUAUCAAGAAGAACUUAUGCUGGAAAUAGAUUCUUCUUCCUCUGAACCGAUUCACAUAAACAUCACUAGCCAUCUAAAUGUUCGUGAAGCGUAUUCUGUCAAAACUUAUGUAAAAGCUGCUUUCCUAUUGCGAAUGGCAUCACAUUUUUUGAGCGAAGAUGUGUUCCGAAAUGGUUUGUUACGAUAUCUUCAGGAACAUGAAUAUAGCAGCGCUACACCAGAUGAUUUAUGGAAAGCAUUACAAGAAGCUCUCGAUGAGUCAGAUGUUCCGCAUGAUGAUUUUAAAGUGAAAGAAGUGAUGGAUACUUGGUUCGAGCAAGCGAGGUAUCCUCUUGUUACCGUCAACCGAGAUUAUGCUACAGGCAAUAUUAAAAUAAGUCAAGAAAAAUUCAAAUACCAGACAGACAAUUAUAACGACAAGAACGACAAGGACGACGAGAACAACGAGGCAUGGUGGAUUCCUUUGAACUUUGCAACGCAAAGUAACUUAGACUUUACGUCUACGUUAGCCACCCAUUGGCUAAAACCACACGAUGAGUUUGUAACAAUCGAAGGAGUAGACAUUAACGACUGGAUUAUUGUAAAUAAGCACGUAACAGGAUAUUAUCGUGUAAAUUACGAUACAAAUAAUUGGAAACGAAUCGCUGCUUUUCUCAAUUCUGAAAACUACGACAAGAUCCCAGUUCUGAACCGUGCACGAAUUCUCGAUGAUGCUUUUUACAUGAUGGCAAAUAAACGGCUUGACCUUGCUACUUUCAUUGAAAUUAUAAAUUAUUUGUCACGUGAAACUGAUACUGCACCAUGGCACAGAGCACUCAUAAUCCUUGAGAAAUUAGAUAACUACUUGCAAUUACCCGAAGGAGCAGCAAUUAUUAAGCCAUUUGUAUCCAACUUGAUGCAUAAACUAAUGGAAAAAAUUGAUUUUGGAGAGAAUCUUGAUGAUGAUCUCUUGACUGAACGUGUUAAAAUCGACUUGUACCAUUAUGACUGUAUGUAUGGACUUGUUAAAUGUCCAACAGAAGCUACUGCUAAAUUAAUUGCAUAUAUAGAAGAUCCAAUCGCAAACCAACCAUCACGGAAUCAAAAAUUGAUGUUUUGUUUCGGUCUGAUGAAGGCCAAUGAAUCUGUCUGGGAUCAAUUUCUACAAAUAGAACAGCGAAUAUCAAAAUCUCAUAUGUUUCUUGGUUGUUCGGAAAAUUCGCAUAUUAUUGAAAAGCAUUUAAAUUCUCUUUCUGGCAAUGUGAAUACAUUUAUUAUGAUUCUCAUCCGUAACAUGAUCAAUAGUUUGCCAAACAUAGAUACAGCAAUUGAAUUUUGCAUCAAUAAUUACGAGAAAUUUGCUGAACAUGUCAAUAUUCCAUCAAUUCUUCGUUCUAUAAUUAUGAAAAGUUUCGAGGAAGAUCAAAUUAACAAGAUAAAACUAUUUGCUGAACAGCAUAAGAUCGAUAUAGAAAAGGAUUUACAGACUAGAGAAGAAAUGCUAGUCGUAAUGAAAGAUUAUUUAUCACAAUUUCGCAGCAUUUUGGAAAACAGACAACUCUCCAGCAUAUAACCAUUUUGCAUGCCUUCUGAGUCCGGUCUUCCAUACCUUGUGUGCUCAUUGAAUCGGGCAUUUUUAUUAAUUACACGAUAAUUAUUGCAAAUUUUAUAAAAUGUUACAUAACUUUUCUUCUCAGUUUGAGCCAAUCUACCGUAAUUUUUAUUUCGGUCCAUAACGAAUCUGACACCUUGUAUAUAAUGAACACAGAUUCGAUAAUUUAUGAUCUCACAAUAUCGUUGAACAGAUAAGAUAAAAUGACAUGAUUUGUAGAUUAUGACGUCUAUAGAGUUCACAAUUAUAAAAUCGUAUGUAUAAAAGAAUGUGAAAUAAAUAUGUCAUAUUCAAUACAUAAUUUAACACUCUAAAAAGUGUAAAGAUACAAAAGAUACUUCUUACUCAAUUCGUUCACAUAUCAGUUAUUAUAAAUAUCAAGCAAAAGUAUUAAAUUAUUGUUGCAAUUGCCAUAAUUAUGAAUUAAUUCUCUAUAUUUUCUUAAAAUUAAAUGCAUAUAAAGUUCAAUACUUUCUCUAUUCUUAUCCAUAACAUAAUGUAUGUAUCAUUUCUGCAAUAUCUAAAAGGAAACACAAUUCGAUUAAUAUUUAAAACCAUCAGAUAAUUGAUAUUCAAGAUUGUUUCGCUCAAAGGUCGCAAAACAAAUAAUUCUUUUUGUAAUAUUAAAAUAAUCUUUUAAUAUAAAACACAAAAGUCAUGUUAACGUAUAUCAACUACUUAGAAAAAAUUAAAAACUGGAUAAAAUAAUUUGUACUAUACUCAUAUUUGCAUCGUCGCUAAUAAUAUUAAAAUUUACGUUCUUGACAAUUGUAUAAUAAUAGAACGUUACUUGAGCUUUCAAGUAAAGAUUAUAUAUUUUAAAGACAAAGAAAAGAAAUUGUGUUAAAUAUAUUUAAAAGAAACAGA